CGCGGUAGUUCUAGCUAUGAACUGUGUAACGCGUUAGACAUAACCUCAUAUCCUACUCCUCGUUUGAUCACGCUGCCCCAGUAAACAGUGUAUCUUUCGGCUGGAGAAACAGUUAUCAAAAGCCGAAGUUAGAGCUUACUGUGACGAAAAUUUCGUGUGAGUAUUGGCGAAAAUGGAUCCCAUUUUUCUUCGGACACUGAUUCACAAUAUAUUAACAGUUGAUUGUUGUGUAUUUAGUGACAUUUGAUUGCAAAUAAUCAUGAAAAACAUUUAUCAAUAAAUUCUAUCGAUUCGUAAACGCUAAUGGAGAAAAGUUCAAACUUUCUAUUAACCAAGAAAGAAAAGGAUCAAUUAUUAAACAAAACAGAUGUAGUAAAUGAACCAAUAAGUCAGAAAGUGACUGAAACCAUUUCUGAUCUACUGAUUUCACUCGCUAAUGAACCUUCGUUGGCUUAUUUUCAUAUUCAGGAACAUAUUAGGAAAUCAACUCCAGAAAUCUUAAAACAUCAAACAAAAGUUGAGCAUUUAGAUUCACAGUUACGUGGUUCUUGUUAUGAUCUUGACUAUGCGCUUGAUAAUAUUAAAAGUAUCACAAAGGCUUCAAUACAUUUUAAUCGGAUAAACGAACUUUUGAAGUCAAGUUUAUUUGCUAAACUUCAAUUGGAUUAUGCUCGCAUGAACGCUCCGCCAGUUGAAGUAGGCAUCGAUAUUGUCUCAUGGAAUCUAAAUGGUGAAGAGCUAUUAAGGUUAACUCGAAAAAAGCCACAAGGACAAAGACCAGCUCAGUGCAACCAAGAUAUACCCACGGAUUCUUCUUACUCAAACAACGAAUGUACAGAAAUCCCUGCAAAUUCACGGACACUAAGUCAAAUAUCUAGCACAGUGUCGACAGCAGCCGUACAAGUACGCGACCAAGCUAUCAAUUUGACCAAAAGGGUUUUGUGGACACAGAGUGCCGACGUAUCUUACUCUACCACCUCACCAUCAGAAUAACUAACUCCUCGAGCUCAUUUGAUAAGAAGACCAGCUUCCGGAGACUUAAUCUAGGUAACUGUUCUGAAAAUAAGCAGCUGACAUUAUAAUAAUCAUUUUAUUUUCUAUACUAAUAUUGUAGAUUGUAUCACAUAAAUACAAUAUCCUUGAAUCCACA
Molecule: messenger RNA, 1150 nt
Organism: Schistosoma turkestanicum
Lineage: Eukaryota; Metazoa; Platyhelminthes; Trematoda; Strigeidida; Schistosomatidae
Source: the annotation of a GenBank genome assembly